Molecule: messenger RNA, 1356 nt
Organism: Salvia miltiorrhiza (redroot sage)
Lineage: Eukaryota; Viridiplantae; Streptophyta; Magnoliopsida; Lamiales; Lamiaceae
Product: nuclear transcription factor Y subunit A-7-like
Exons: 6
Coding region: 475-1122 (215 amino acids)
Biological process (GO): regulation of transcription by RNA polymerase II
Cellular component (GO): CCAAT-binding factor complex
Molecular function (GO): DNA-binding transcription factor activity, RNA polymerase II-specific; RNA polymerase II cis-regulatory region sequence-specific DNA binding
Source: RefSeq, a predicted model, not a curated record
UCGGAUACAGACAACAGUUUCUAUCUGCAUUCAACUGCAGAGAAUAAGAUCUCCAGCAAUAUAUAGCGGUAGAGAGAGAAAGUAAAAGGAGGGGAGAGAGAGAAAGGAGAGAAUUAUUGGUCGUGUGGCAACUUCCGUGAAAUCGAGUUCCCUCUCACUCAGGUAAAAAAUUCGUAAUCUCAAACCCUAAACAUCACUUCCCCAAUCUUACCGAAUCUAAAAUCUCUUUCGUUUCAAUUUUGCUGUUUAAUUUUCUCUCUUUGAUUUUCUAUCGAUUGGGGGGAGGGAGAGAGAGAGAGAGAGGUUUCUCUUUUGAUUUGCCGUUUGGAGCGUUACUGGAAACGGAGGGGGGAUGAUUUUGGUUGGAUUUAAUUCCGAUUGUUCUCAAUCUUAGUGGAAAAUUCUGGUCUCAAUUGAGUCAAUUCAAUGUGAUUGAAAUCCUGACGGAGCUGAUUAUUGAUUGGAAAAUCCGUGAUGAGUGCUUGUCUGCGUGCCUCAUUCAGCAUUAUGACAUCUUCCGUUCACAGCCUUUCAGAUAAUAGUGAGGCUGAUGAACAACAAAAGCACACAGAGUCAUAUCUACAGCCGUCGUCUCCUGCAAAAGGGAUGUGUCACACUGGUAUUGCAUCACCAGGAAUGCAUUAUGCAUCGCCUGCUCAAGUUGGAGUUGGAAAUGUAAUGGCCCAAACAGCUUACCCAUAUCCCGACCCGUACUACAGGAGUAUAUUUGCUCCGUACGAAACCCAGCCUUAUCCAGCGCAACCUUAUCCUGCGCAGCCUAUGGUACAUCUGCAAUUGAUGGGAAUUCAGCAAGCUGGUGUGCCAUUGCCAUCAGAAGCAGUUGAGGAGCCUGUCUUUGUUAACGCAAAACAAUAUCACGGCAUCUUGCGUCGUCGCCAAUCUCGUGCAAAGGCCGAGUCAGAAAAUAAACUUUCCAAACCUCGAAAGCCAUAUUUGCAUGAAUCUCGACAUUUGCAUGCACUGAGGCGAGCUCGAGGAAACGGGGGACGGUUCCAGAAAAAGAACGACAACCAGAAGAAGAAAGAUGUGGAAUCUAGCGAGAAAUAUCACGACAACAUCAACCUCAACAGUGAAAAGGAUGCCCCAAAGAGUGCCUCCUGAAGAUGUAGCUUAAAACGGGUCGAAACAUAAGUAGCUCAGUCGAAACUAUCUCGUGUGAAUUUGGCAGAUUCAUUAAGAUGGUUCAUAGAUUUUAAGUCAUAGUUUCGUAUGUGUACAUUCAGUUAUAGGUUUUUGUAGGGAGUGUUUCAGCAGAAUGUGAAUUUCAGGUUGCUGUACCAGUUUCGUCUCUUUUUUUCUUUUUGGCUAGCAAUGAUGCAACUCAAGCUUUCUCUC